AUGGAUGGGACUGCUAUGGAGAAGGGGAAUGAGGGAAUCAGUGAUGACAGUCAAGGUGCUAUAUUUGAGUCUGAUUCUGAACAUGAUGAUGUUGAUGAUGUUGGUACUGGUGGUAAUGCUACUGAGAUAAACAUUAUGGAAGGUGCUACAUUUAGAGAUGUCAACCAUUUUAGGGCACAUUUACAGGAUUUUGUGAUUCAGGAAGGGUUUCAAAUUGUGAGACAAAAAAAUGAGAAAGCAAGAGUAACUGUUAUAUGCAAGGAAAAGGGUUGUACAUGGAGAGUACAUGCUUCACCAAUAGCCGAUGGGAUCACAUAUAUGAUUAAGACAUUCAAUCCAAAGCAUACAUGUAUCAGAGACUUAGACAAUAAGUCUGCUACAUCAAAGUGGAUAGCUGAGAAGAUUUCUCCAUCACUUAUGUCUAACCCAUGCUUAACUGUCAAGGAUUUGGUUAUAUCUGUGAGGCAAAAUUUCAAAAUCAACAUUCUUUACAAGAGGAUGUGGAGGGCACGUAAUAUGGCAAUUGAAAUAAAUGUUGGGAAAUAUAACCUGUCUUAUGCAGGACUUCCUAAUUAUGGGGAUUUGAUUUUACAAAAGAUGCCUGGUUUCAUUAAAGGAUGCAGACCAUUUAUAGGUCUUGAUGGUUGUCACCUAAAGGGUAGGUAUGGUGGAGUGCUUUUGGCAGCUGUUUCUGUUGACGGAAAUAAUGGUUUGCACACAGUUGCUUAUGGUGUUGUUGAGGUCGAGUCUCUUGGAGAUAGCAGUGUAGACCUGUCUCCGACAUUCAUACCAGACAGGCAAAAGGGACUAUCUGAUGCCAUUACUACAUUUUUCUCACAAGCUCAUCAGAGAGUUUGUUGUAGACAUUUAUAUCAGAACUUCAAGUCCAAAUAUCCAGGUAUUUUAUUAAGAGACCAUUUUUGGGCUACUGCACGUGCAUAUACUACUGUCCAUUUUGAAAGAGAGAUGAAGGCUAUCAAGGAAAUUAAUUCAGAAGCAUAUGACUGGUUGGAUAUCCAACCCCCAAAGAUAUGGUCUAGGCAUGCAUUUGACAUCAGAGCUAAGAGUGACCACAUUACAAACAACACAGCUGAAUCUUUCAACCAAUGGAUAUCAAAGUGUCAAGAAGUAUAUGGAUACAUACGAGGAUAUGAUCCAACCGCUUCUAGAUUUGACUGA
This is a messenger RNA of Macadamia integrifolia, 1179 nucleotides long. RefSeq lists its product as uncharacterized. The coding region runs from base 1 to 1179 and encodes 392 amino acids. The transcript is spliced from 5 exons. Lineage: Eukaryota; Viridiplantae; Streptophyta; Magnoliopsida; Proteales; Proteaceae. The record is from RefSeq and is a predicted model, not a curated record.